AGUUAAAAAUUAAGCGGCAAAGCCAAACUCAGUCUCUCUGCUCGGAGAAUGUAGGGCCAAACCUGAUGCAGUCUCACUGUCACGCGGCUCGUUAUUUAUCCUUGUGAAACUCAGAGGUCUUAUUUGAAAGGGAAGAAGGGAUGGAAACUCCCUCUUUUUAGCCUCAACAUCUAGGGGUUAAAAUACUGGUUUAAUGGUGAAGAUAAAAGCCGGUCGUCGUAAAAGAGAUUCAGGGCAGAGGGAAACUCCACCACAAAGUGUGGUACUCUUUCCCAGAGAAGCCAAAUGGACGAGAAGCCUUCCACCAGGAAAGGUCCAGAUUUCUGUUCACUGCGCUAUGGACUGGCUCUCAUCAUGCAUUUCUCAAACUUCACCAUGAUAACACAGCGUGUGAGUCUAAGCAUUGCAAUCAUUGCAAUGGUGAAUAGCACUCAGCAUCAUGGUCUAUCCAAUGUCUCCACAGAAGAACCUCUUGCAGAAACCCUUAAUAACCCCAGCAGAUCCUUCAAGAAAUUUAAUACAGGGGCCUCUGUAUAUGAAUGGAGCCCAGAGACUCAGGGUAUCAUCUUUAGCUCCAUCAGCUAUGGGAUAAUACUGACUCUGAUUCCAAGUGGAUAUUUAGCAGGAAUUUUUGGAGCAAAACAGAUGCUUGGUGCUGGUUUGCUGACCUCCUCCCUUCUCACCCUCUUUACACCACUGGCUGCUGACUUCGGAGUGAUUUUGGUCAUUGUGACUCGGACAGUCCAGGGCAUGGCCCAGGGAAUGGCAUGGACAGGUCAGUUUACAAUUUGGGCAAAAUGGGCUCCCCCACUUGAACGAAGCAAGCUCACCAGCAUUGCGGGUUCAGGGGCAGCAUUCGGGUCCUUCAUCAUCCUCUGUGUGGGGGGAUUAAUCUCACAGGCCUUGGGCUGGCCUUUUAUCUUCUACAUCUUUGGUAGCAUUGGCUGUGUCUGCUGUCUCCUCUGGUUCACGGUGAUUUAUGAUGACCCCACGCAUCACCCAUGCAUAAGUGUCAAGGAAAAGGAAUACAUUAUGUCUUCACUGGCUCAACAGCCCAGUUCUCCUAGACGAUCUGUCCCCAUAAAGGCUAUGGUCAGAUGCCUACCACUUUGGGCCAUUUUCAUGGGCUUUUUCAGCCAUUUCUGGUUAUGCACCAUAAUCAUAUCAUACCUACCGACGUACAUCAGUUCUGUGCUCCAUGUUAACAUCAGAGAUAGUGGGGUUCUUUCCUCCCUGCCUUUUAUUGCUGCCUCAAGCUGUACGAUUCUAGGAGGUCAGUUGGCAGAUUUCCUUCUGUCUAGGAAUCUUCUCAGAUUAAUCAACGUACGAAAACUCUUUUCAUCCCUAGGGCUUCUCCUUCCAUCGCUAUGUGCUGUGGCCCUACCCUUCGUGACCUCCAGUUAUAUCACAACCAUGAUUUUGCUCAUACUUAUUCCUGGGACCAGCAACCUGUGUGACUCGGGGUUCAUCAUCAACACCUUAGAUGUUGCCCCCAGAUAUGCAAGUUUCCUCAUGGGAAUCUCAAGGGGAUUUGGACUCAUCGCAGGAAUCAUCUCCUCCACUACCACCGGAUUCCUUAUUAGUCAGGAUUCUGUGUCUGGAUGGAGGAAUGUCUUUUUCCUGUCUGCUGCUGUCAACAUGUUUGGCCUGGUUUUUUACCUCACAUUUGGACAAGCAGAAAUCCAAGACUGGGCCAAAGAGAGGACCAUCACCCGCCUCUGAGAAUACAGAGUUACAAACUUAAAUGUAGUACUGGCUAUAAACUUUUCAACAUUUUUUACUUAUCGUCAUUCUUUUUUCAUAUUCUUCAUCAUAGACUCCACAGUUCUCAACUCUGGUUGUAUGUUAGAUUUCCCUGGGGAGUCUCUAAACUAUAGCGAUGAAUGGGCCCUACCCCAGAGAUUCUGAAUGAGUUGGUCUAGAGGAGAGCCCAGAUAUCACUAAUUUUUUAGAUACUUCCCAGAGUUUCUAACAUGCAGCCAGGGUUGACAACUGCUGGACAAACUUGAAACAUCAAUUCCUGUUGCCUUUGAAUUUUCCUCUUUGGAAAGUACUGGAUGAAUAAAAAUCUAUGUGAAAAUAAUCACUGAUAAGUACCUUCAUGGGGGUGAUUACGGACACAGAGAAGAUCUGCUGGGAACUGUAACUGUGUGUUAUACAGCUCAGCACAGAACAGAAUGUUUAAAGCUGUAAUCUAGAGAACUAACAUUUUUAUUGUUUUUAUACAUUGUGAAACGUGGAUGUUUAUUUAUGUGGUUAAAUUCUAUUAAAAUUCACAUACUAAAAUUAA
Equus quagga is the source of this 2290-nucleotide messenger RNA. RefSeq names its product solute carrier family 17 member 2 (gene SLC17A2). Lineage: Eukaryota; Metazoa; Chordata; Mammalia; Perissodactyla; Equidae. The coding region runs from base 286 to 1722 and encodes 478 amino acids. Gene Ontology annotation, biological process: transmembrane transport; monoatomic anion transport. The transcript is spliced from 12 exons. The record is from RefSeq and is a predicted model, not a curated record. Gene Ontology annotation, molecular function: transmembrane transporter activity.